UCAAAAUACUUCCGCGGCAAACGGCUGCAAAAUGAUUUCGACAUUCGUGUUGAGCAAGCAGAAUUUAAAGAACUUACUUUGGUGGCGAAUGCAGAUUCCGGUACUACUAUCAGCAUGGCUAUAUUUCGCAAUGGAACUAAAGUCGUUCGAUCAUUUCGACCAGAUUUUUUAUUGAUAAGACAGAAUUUGCGUGAUGCAGGGGAAGAUUACAAGAACCUUUUACUUGGAUUCAAAUUUGGCGGUGUACCUAGCAUCAAUUCAUUGCAUGCAGUGUAUAAUUUUCAGGACAAACCGUGGGUGUUUGCACACUUACUGCAAAUACAGCGGCGACUUGGAAAGGAUAAUUUCCCUCUUAUUGAACAAACGUAUUAUCCUGUUUACCGAGAAAUGCUGAGUUCCGCCAGGUUUCCAGUUGUACUGAAAGUAGGACAUGCCCAUGGAGGACUCGGUAAAGUAAAAGUCGACAACAAUAGCGACUUCCAAGAUAUGGCAUCUGUAGUGUCAGUGGCAGGUACUUACUGCACAGCUGAACCAUAUGUGGAAAGCAAAUAUGAUAUUCAUGUGCAGAAAAUUGGGCCUAACUACAAAGCAUUUAUGCGCAAGUCAAUCUCGGGUAACUGGAAGACAAACAUGGGAUCUGCAAUGUUGGAGCAGAUACAAAUGACAGACCGAUACAAAAUGUGGAUAGACGAGGUAGCAGAGUUGUUUGGAGGCCUUGACAUAUGUGCUCUAGAAAUUAUUGUUGGAAAAGAUGGGCGUGAAUUCAUUAUCGAGUCAUGCUGUGUGGUAGCAACACAAACUACAUCGCAAACUACAGCAAUGCAGCAUACAGGAGGUAUCUCCCCAUUGGACGACAGGACUUCUAAUGUGGGAGAAACUACAGUGCCUUUGUCUGGCUCACCAAUCCCUCCCCAGCCACGGCGUGACUCACAAGCGUCACUAUCAAGUACUGUGAGCAGCGCCGCAAGCAUUGGUCGAAGAGCUGAAGAUGCACCACGAGCAAUUUUCGGGCGUCAGGGUUCUACAACUCAAAAUGGAGAAGAUACCGAAGACACAAUGAAGAAUCUAAGAAAAACGUUUGCAGGAAUUUUUGGAGAUAUUUGGAACCGAGAAAUAAAUAUCAAUUCUACAGAUGAAGUUUUCAGAGUUUAUUACUCUAAUUUUUCAGAAUAUGCUGCAGAAAAUCUGUUAAUACUUCACUACUUCAAUUUUAUUAGAACUUGUUGUAGUAGUAGAGGUAUUCGUACUGACAAUGUUGCAGGAUUUUUCAAAGAU
This is a messenger RNA of Gryllus bimaculatus (two-spotted cricket), 1275 nucleotides long. The record is from the annotation of a GenBank genome assembly. NCBI's taxonomy places the organism in Eukaryota, Metazoa, Arthropoda, Insecta, Orthoptera, Gryllidae.